Vicia faba (fava bean) is the source of this 2934-nucleotide messenger RNA. NCBI's taxonomy places the organism in Eukaryota, Viridiplantae, Streptophyta, Magnoliopsida, Fabales, Fabaceae. The record is from the annotation of a GenBank genome assembly.
AUGGAGUCUCUUCCUCUCACCAGCAAAACCUCAUUCCUCACCGCCACUACUCUUCUCCCACGGUUUCCAUCCUCCAACAGAACAACAACAAUAACAAGAAGAACUGUUUAUCUAAAUCAGAGAAAAAUCAACAAGGUUUUCGCCUCAUCAUCACGCUCACACGAUGAACUUGACCAGAAUAUACCUAAUUUAGAUAAUCAAGACCUCAUGGACCUCAAGUUCGGUCGUUUACUUGGCGAGGAUCCUAAACUCACUCUUGCAAAGAUAAUGGGAAGAAAGGCAAACCCUGAUGCUUCUUAUCUUGAUAUUGAGAAAUCAUUUUAUAAAAGAAAGAAAGGUAAAGUUGUGGAAAUUGAGGAACUUCCAUUUGAAGUUGAAAGACCUUGGGCUAACAAUUCACCUCCAAAACCACAACUCCAGCCAAAUGAUGAUUAUAAGAAUGUUGCAAUGGAGAUUAAGAAACCUAGCUUGACGCCGAGUGAGCCGGGGAAUGUUAGGAAAAGUAGUGUUCCUAAGGUUAUUUUGAGGAAGCCGUCGUUGCUUAAAACGGACAAGGAUGAAGAGGAGGAUGUGUCUUCGAGGUUGAUGUUAAAACCAAAUUUGAGUCUGAGUGGACAAGUGAAGGAGAAGUUUAGUGACGUGACAUUGUUGAGGAAGCCGGGAUUGUCAAUUGGCGAGAAUAGAGAUGGUGGGUUGAAGAUGCCGAAAGAAGUGACAAGUUAUGAAGUUGCUAAGUUGACGUUGUUGGAACAACCGCAUAGACCAGGUAGUAAUAAAGGACUAGAGAAAUUUGUGGAGCCGAGGGAUGAAGUUGCUAACUUGAUGUUGUUGGAACAACCGCACAGACCAAGUAGUAAUAAAGAAAUAGAGAAGUUUGUAGAGACGAGUGAUGAAGUCGGUAGAUUGAGCUUGUUGGAACAUCCACAUAGACCAAGCGGAAAAAUAGAACAAGAGAAGUUUGACGAGCCAAGUGAUGAAGUCGCUAAUUUGAGCUUGUUGGAACAACCGCACAGACCAAGUAGUAAUCAAGAAAUAGAGAAGUUUGUAGAGACGAGUGAUGAAGUCGGUAGAUUGAGCUUGUUGGAACAUCCACAUAGACCAAGCGGAAAAAUAGAACAAGAGAAGUUUGACGAGCCAAGUGAUGAAGUCGCUAAUUUGAGCUUGUUGGAACAACCGCACAGAUCAGGCGGCAAAAAAGAACAAGAGAAGUUUGUAGAGCAAAGUGAUGAAGUCACCAAUUUGAGCUUGUUGGAACAGCCACACAGAUCAAUCGGAAAAAUAGAACAAGAGAAGUUUGAAGAGACAAGUGAUGAAGUCGCUGAAUUGAGCUUGUUGGAACAGCCGCCCAAACCAAGCAGUAAAAUAGAACAUGAGGAAUUUGAAGAUUCAAGUGAUGAAGUCGUUACAUUGAACUUGUUGGAACAGCCACACAGACCAACCGCCAAAAAAGAACAAGAGCAGUCUGAAGAUCCAAGUGAUGAAGUCAAGAAGGUGAUGUUGUUGGAACAGCCACACAGAUCAAGUGACAAAGACGAAGAGCAGUUUGGAGAUGCAAGAGUCGUAGUCCCAAAUGAUGAAUCGGAGCAAGAUGAGCAGAAACAGUCGGAGGUCCGUCAGGAGCCGAUCGAUUUAAAUCAACCGUCUGAUUUAAAUUCCGUUGGUUCUAAGACGGAGUUGUCCGUUGAAGCUGCAACACAAGGAAAGCCAAAAAGAUUAGAUCAAUAUGUGAAACAAACCUCAAUACUUGUUGGACAAAAGACUGUUUCCCUUGAUCCCGGAAGUCGCGGAAACAGUGAAGAAUCAGGCAAUUUUGUUGAUGUGUCAGAUAUUCAGGAAGGCAAAGACGCUUAUUGGACCAAGGCAGAAGAUUUGUUUAAGAAUGGAGAUAGACAUGAUGUGGAACUAAUAAGCUGCAGCGCCAAGGGUUUCGUUGUUUCUUUUGGUACCUUGGUAGGGUUUCUGCCAUACCGUAAUCUUUUGUCCAAAUGGAAAUUCUUAGCUUUCGAGUCAUGGUUAAGGAAGAAGGGCUUGGAUCCAUCAAUGUACAAGCAAAACCUGGUCACUACAACAAAUAAUGAUGCUGAAAUUAAUAAUUUGUCGGCCGAUUCUACUUCUCAUACGAAUGCUAGUAAAUUUGAAGAUAAAAUUUCUCCAGAUAUGAAAUUGGAAGAUCUUUUAAGGAUUUAUGACAAAGAGAAAGUCAAUUUCUUAUCAUCAUUUAUUGGACAGAAAAUCAAAGCAUAUGUGUUAUUGGCAGACAGAAAAUUGAAAAAGCUCAUAUUUUCACUCAAACCAAAAGAGAAUGAAGAACUAGUUGAGAAAAAGAGAAAACUUAUGGCUAGACUUCAAGUUGGUGAUAUAGUGAAAUGUCGCGUCCAGAAGAUAACUUACUUUGGAGUUUUUGUUGAGGUUGAAGGAGUUUCUUCACUAAUUCCUCAGUCAGAAAUAUCUUGGGAUCCCGCGCUGGACCCAUCUAAUUUUUUUAAGAUUGAUCAGGUUGUAGAGGCAAAAGUUAUCCAAUUAAACUUUGCUCUUGGGCGCAUAUUUUUAUCAUUAAAGGAGGUCACGCAAAUCAUUGCCUGCCUAUUACAGCCUGAUCCAUUGAUGGAAUCCUUAGAGUCUGUAGUAUGGGAUCAUGACUCCUUUGAUGGGAGAUUGGAAGCUGCUCAACCUAAGGCAGAGUGGUCUGAAGUUGAAUCUCUUAUAAAAGAAUUGCAAAAAAUUGAGGGAGUCCAGUCUGUUUCAAAAGGCCGUUUUUUCAGGAGCCCUGGUUUAGCUCCCACAUUUCAGGUUUAUAUGGCAUCCAUCUUUGAGGAUCAGUACAAGUUGCUUGCCCGAUCAGGAAACAAAAUACAAGAGGUCAUUGUUCAAACUGUUUUAGAUAAAGAAACGAUGAAGUCAGCAAUUAUGACAUGUGCAAGUAAAAUAGAAUAG